CUGGAGUUCUUACAAGACAGCUGGCAGGUUUUACUAUUUCCUGUCGCCUAUUUGCCAAGCUCGCGGGUACGCAUGCCUCAGGGCUGAGCCCCGCACGCCGAAACUACGCUGAGAGACCAGGCUAGGCGGCCCACUAGAGAACACAUAGCGUCUCCGAAGAUCAGCCCCAAUGAACAUGUCAGUGUUGACUUUACAAGAAUAUGAAUUCGAAAAGCAGUUCAACGAGAAUGAAGCCAUCCAAUGGAUGCAGGAAAACUGGAAGAAAUCUUUCCUGUUUUCUGCUCUGUACGCUGCCUUUAUCUUUGGUGGUCGGCACGUGAUGAACAAGCGGGCGAAGUUUGAACUGAGGAAGCCUUUAGUGCUCUGGUCUCUGACCCUCGCAGUCUUCAGUAUAUUCGGUGCUCUUCGAACUGGUGCUUACAUGGUGUACAUUUUGAUGACCAAAGGCCUGAAGCAGUCAGUUUGUGACCAGGGUUUUUACAAUGGACCUGUCAGCAAAUUCUGGGCUUAUGCAUUUGUGCUAAGCAAAGCACCUGAACUAGGAGAUACAAUAUUCAUUAUUCUGAGGAAGCAGAAGCUGAUCUUCCUUCACUGGUACCACCACAUCACUGUGCUCCUGUACUCUUGGUACUCCUACAAGGACAUGGUGGCCGGGGGUGGUUGGUUCAUGACGAUGAACUAUAGUGUGCACGCCGUGAUGUACUCUUACUACGCCUUGCGAGCAGCGGGUUUCCGAGUCUCCCGGAAGUUUGCCAUGUUCAUCACCUUGUUCCAGAUCACUCAGAUGUUGAUGGGCUGUGUCAUUAACUACCUGGUCUUCUACUGGAUGCAGCAUGACCAGUGUCACUCUCACUUUCAGAACGUCUUCUGGUCCUCACUCAUGUACCUCAGCUACCUUGUGCUCUUCUGCCACUUCUUCUUUGAGGCCUACAUCGGCAAGAUGAGGAAAACCAUGAAGGCUGAAUAGUGUUGGAACUGAGGAGGAAGCCAUAGCUCAGGGUCAUCAAGAAAAAUCACAGACAAAAGAAAAUGGCACAAGGAAUCACAUAUGGUGCAGCUAAAACAAAACACAUGAGCAAACACAAAACCCAAGGCAGCUUAGGGAUAAUUAGGUUGACAUAACCCAGUAAGUUUAUGAUCCUUUUUGGGUGAGGACUCACUGAGUGCACCUCUAUCUCAAAGGACCGCUGCUAGAGGGCCCCAUUUCUUCUUUAUCUGUCGUCAACUUUAAGACAAAUGAGAGCAAAAGUGAGCCAGAGGCAGAGAGAGAGAUAUCGAAGGCAAACAAAGGUUAUUAACACUGAAAAGUAUUUACUAAGUGUUAUAUUUCUCUGAGAAUGAAAGAAGUUUACUUAAAAACUGUGCAAGCACAUGCACACACAAUCUAAUCUUUUUGACACUAAACUGGAGCCAAUAGAAUAGAUAAAAAUGGAAGAGACACAGGGUGUAUAUCUACAACAUUAAUCCUUUUGCAAAACUUAAAGCCUUUUUAAGAAAGGUUAGUAGCUGUAGCCCCAUGAGGAAAGAUGUCUUAAUCACCUCUUACAAAAACAGAUAUAAACAAGUAUAUUUCAACUGGUGUUUUCCUCUUAACAGCACAGCUUCAGGCUGGUGGGUUUGCCAGAACCAAACGGGGCACAGUGUCCUUCCCAGGUUCUUCCUGGGAGGGUGGAAAAAAUGCGGCCCAGUGCUGGAAGGAGCAGCUCCAUCUCAGAGCAUUUCUGGUAGUUUUAUCAGUAAUUUCUAUUCUUGAGUGAGAUAUGAAGCAUCAUCCUUGGUUCAGGUACCCCAGGCUUUUGAAAAGAGUAAAUACAGGAUAGAAAAAGUGAAACUCAACUGAAUGAUUUGAAAGUGGAUUCUGUAGUACAUGUACAAAGGUUUGAUCCAGUACCAUUCUUGAGCUGAGAAGGGAGAAAAGCAGGGAAAAGAAGUGAGCCGAAGAUCUUUACAAUGUAUACCCUUACCUAUUUGACUUCACACAUAGUCAUAACUUUCCACAUGAGAAUCUGUGGUACAAUCUAUAUCUUCUAUAUUUUUGUGAAUUUCAAAAAUCUGCAGGGCCCUUUCCUGAUACUGAGUGAACACUGUGUUUCUGCAUCAUCUGCAUUUGCUUCCUAAGCAAUGUAGAGGUGUGUAAAGUGCCCUCUGCUGGUCAAGUGGAGAUACUUCAACAAAUGCUUCCUGGGAAGUUUGGAACUGUCGCCAACAAAGGGCCCCCUAUAGACUUAUCCUCCAAAUUUUAAGUAAUACAAAAUACACGUCAUAUUUUUGGCCAAAUCAGAAGACAUCUUUCCUGCUUCAAGUCAGCUUCAGAAAUUUUUUAAAAAGGACUUUCACUCUGGAACUCAGAAAGUCAGUUUAUUAAGAGCCAUAUUCUUUAAAAAGAAAAGGUAGUUAAUAUAUUAUUGGUAAUAUUUCAGUCCUUUACAAGCCAAAUAAAUGUGUAAACAUUCCUAGUAUUUCAAAGAAACAAUUAUGUAAAGUUGUUCAAUGUGAUAUAAUAGUAUUCUAAUUGGUUAAGUAGCUUAAUGAUUAGACACACUAGUUGAAAAGAGUAGGGGCUGCUCCACUGCGUAGAUCACACAUGUAGAGCCACACAUAUGCACAAAUGUGGGGUGCACCGGCUUUCAGAGCCCAAACGAAUAGAAACACACUUUCUGGCUAGCAGAAAAGAAACCGUUGUUUAUCUUUUCUUGCUUUAUUUGAGAGUGUACAGUAAAAGGGAUUUUUUCAAAUUAUUUUUAUAUUAUUUUAGCUUUAAUUGUGCUGUCAUUCAUGAAACAGAGCUGUUCUGCUUCUCUGUCAGAGAUGACAAGGGCUUUCUCAGCAUCUCGUUUAUGUGUGGAAUUGAAAAGAAUAAAGUUUUAUUCCAUUCUGUGUGAAUGGUUUGAACAGUGAACAAGGAACCCAUGCAGACCAAGUCAUGACUGAUAGACCGGGGUGGGGGGUGGGUCGUGUGCAGUGGGGGAGCUGUUACAUCUGUGUUAAGUUAUUGUGAACAGUCUGAUGUCCUGACAUCAGUUCAUUGAUAAGAAACAAUUGAUGGAGGAAUGUAUGAUGAUUAGGGCAAAAGUUGACGGUGAGCUGAAAAGAUAGGUUCUGCUGUAACAACUAACAGACCCUUACAAUGAAAAUAAUGUUUUGAGCUUUGAAAAUAGGUGAGACUGUGCAAUAAGCUUUUCUUUUUCAUGACAAAAAAUAAGCAGAAUGACUAAACUGAGGAAAAGGUCAAAGAACAACUGAAUUAAGCUUAAUUGAAGGACCAUUUAGAGCUCAUCUGGUUGAUUUGAUUUACUUGUUUAAUCCAUUGAUUUAUCAUUGACCUGUUAAUGCAGGUUAGAGUAAGGAAGUGAUCAUAAACCUUAAAUGGACUCUCAGUGAUUCCCAAGCACUUUCAUUUUGAUGUAGGUUCAUACUUGUGUUCACUUGUGAGGUCAUUUAGAAUUUGUGUUUAGAGGUUGAAUAUCUAAUAAAUAGUUUUUUAAAUUAGUUAAAUAUAUCUAAAGGCAAUUCCAAUGUUUAUCAUGGGAGGAGAAAAAACACAUUAAAAAAUCUGGUAAUACAGGUUCAGUACAAGGUUUUUAACAUCUCGGCUUACCUGCUUAAUUACAUCAAGAUAGGAGGCUCUAUCACUAGCCCAAGCCAAAUCUGAAACCUACCAGAGAAUUGACUGCCACAUAGACAAUUCUGCUGUCAGUUAACAUUCCAGAAAAAUUUGGGCAGGCAAGUUUCUGUAGCUGCCCAACUAUGCUGCAAUCAGUUAUCUUUCUAGUGAAGAAUUUUCACUGCAUUCCAAUUACAGUAUGAUGAAAACAUUCCUACAUUGAAAACAAACAAACAAAUUCUUCAUUUCAUAUAUAAGUACAUGCAAUUUGAUACACUAGGUCUGAGUAUCAACCCAAGCCUGUGAGUUUGCAAUGAAAAGCAUUCUAGUGAGAAAUGCUCUGUUCACAGAGGGAGAGGUUUUAUCUGGACCUGCUAGCUUUACUAGUGAGAAAAGCGACUACUACAUAUACUAUUUAUACCCAGCACCCAGCCAAAGUACCAAAUGAAUCAUAUAUUGAGGUUAUUGUUCCAGGUAAUUUACUCCCAUCCUACUCACACUUCAUUACAAAAAUGAGGAAAGGGUACAUAGGUACAUAUUGCUGAAGAGGGUGAGAAGCAUUGAUUACAUCUCUGUCACUUAACCUCUGCAGAUGUAGCUCUGCACUGAGUCAAAAAACCUUAUGUAAGUGGGGUUUUUGUAGAAUUAAAUGGAAGAGCACUUGUAGGAGAGAGACUCACAGAAUUUAAAAAUCAUGCGGUAUCCUCAUGAGGAGAUAAAACCUGUUGCAUCAGGGCAACAAAUUGCCUGAAGUCAAUUACACUGGAGUAGAAUAUUCCAGAAGUCUGGCCUCAUUCCCAGACUGCUGAAUUACCUGGGAGAGACAACAUGCUCAGGUUACCAUCUUUGUGCUGGUAGAACAGCCUCUCUACAGUGACUAUGUGUCACACGACUGAGUCAGCUCCCACACACCUGGGCUUUCUUCCAGUUUAGUUAAUGAUUGUUUAACACAGUUGUUGGACUGGCCACAUGCUGAUGCAAGAGCAUUAUAGGGGAGUGAGGAUUGAAUAGACUUUGCCUCCCAGAGUGCAGUGCUUUGAGUUGUAUGUGCGUGGUCCACAUCUGUCCCUUUUAGAUACUUCCUUCCCUGAAAAAGUUUCCAUCCCAAAAAGUACAAUUGUUUGAGAAUUUUGUGAUGAAAGUCCAGAACUUUUUGGUAGCCCAUUCUUUUUGUUUUCAGUGAUAAAUAUUAUGUUACCAGUUCGGGAUGGUAAUAGAGCCUAUGUCUGAACUGUGAGUCCUCAUCUCCUGUGACUUGUUAAAGUUGUCCUUCUGUCCCUUUUAUAUUUAUAUACAGCACCCGAUUCUUUGUGCCUCAGACCCAGUAACAUGAGGAAGAGCUUUUGCUAAGAAUGCACCACAGUAAAGUGAGAGCUGAUAAAGCAUCAAUACUCUAUUUUGUGGAGAAAAUCAGUGGGAAGUGUUAGGUCCCAGUUUUCCAGGGAACCAACAGCCUCUGUGUGGGUACCCCAUACGUAAGCCAAACCUUCUCAGACACUGAAAAUUCAGGACUCACAGAAUUGGGGGAGGAAUAACCUCCAUGCUUCCCUGAAUGCCGAAUUACACUUUUUUUUAAAAGUGAAGCAAGCUCUAGCACUAAAGAGACGGACAAUGGGUGCGCAGUGGGUGUGGGUUCAGGGCAGGCAAAACUCCUGCAAUCAGAUACACUUCAUGGGAAAGCCAAACCCAAAACUACGUUGCAGUAACUCCUGAAGCAUCUGGUUAAAUUAAAGAAUCGUCACAUCAAUCAGGGCCAAGCCAUAUUUGCAGCCCAUUUAGGUCAGGAUUGGGGGGGUCCUGACUCAUGCUGGUUUUCAAACACUGUUAUUUUCCCAAUGCUUGACGGCACUUGAGACUUGUUCUCCCAGUGGACCAAAAGGCUGCAGGAGCAGCCUGGUAGCACUGCCCAGGCAUGCCUGUUUUAGCCAGGUCUGCCUGUCUCUGGGCGUGUUCAGGCAGGAGGUUGCUUGAAAACCACCGGAAGAUUCAGCCUCUUGAGGUCCCAGGGCCUGAGUGCAGAUAGAAUCCCACCCGUAUAAGCCUCACAGAGCAAAUCAUAGCAAUGUUGGAAUUGUUAUUUUCAAGUGCUUACUUCAUGACAUUAAAAGAAAUAUUUUUUCUUAUAUAUUAAAAUUAAAAUAAAAUCAUAAAUUUUGAUUUAAAAUCAAA
Messenger RNA from Phyllostomus hastatus (greater spear-nosed bat), 5773 nucleotides. RefSeq names its product ELOVL fatty acid elongase 6 (gene ELOVL6). The record is from RefSeq and is a predicted model, not a curated record. Bases 170 to 967 code for a protein of 265 amino acids. Gene Ontology annotation, cellular component: endoplasmic reticulum membrane; endoplasmic reticulum. Gene Ontology annotation, biological process: fatty acid elongation, monounsaturated fatty acid; sphingolipid biosynthetic process; fatty acid elongation, saturated fatty acid. Lineage: Eukaryota; Metazoa; Chordata; Mammalia; Chiroptera; Phyllostomidae. Gene Ontology annotation, molecular function: fatty acid elongase activity. The transcript has 5 exons.